GGUGGAUUUUGCAAGUGUGCGUGCCAGAGAAAGAGAGAGAUGUGCUGUGUGCGUGCGUGUCUGGGGUUAGUGUACAAUUGAGAUUGACCGCAGUAAGAGAGGUUCGGACGGAAUAAAGGCUCAGAAUACUUCUGGAGAACUGAUACAAUAAGAAGUAAACUCGACAGCUCAGACGCGCAGUGCUGUCGAUUGGGAUUUAAACAAGCAUUCGCGUUUUGUUAGUAUUGUUUAACUUUCCUUUCUGUCUGUUUAUGCCAUUGCGCGAUCGCUGAGUCUGGAACGCAAAGAGAAAGCGGAGAGCAGAGGCCAGAUUUCCCGGCAUUGCCGCAGCUCCAGCUCUGUCCCUCCCGUAGUGUAUUUGAGUACCGCAACGCGACCUGGAUGGAUGGGUAUGGGGAAAGCUGGAUUUUACUACCCCGGGGCUGAACGCCUCCGCUCCCUGCCUCCUGUCCUAACUUUUCUGGUUCUGUUCGCCGUCUCCUCUUGGGUCCACAUAGGAGAGUGUCAGCCACAGGCUACGCAGUGUCGAAUCUCAAAGUGCACGUCGGACUUCGUCUCCCUGACCUCACAUCUCAACUCGGCCUUGGAUGGAUUCGAUACAGAGUUCUGCAAAGCACUCCGGGCCUACUCGGCCUGCACCCACCGCAAUACCAAGACGUGCCGUGGGAACCUCGCCUAUCACUCCGCCGUGCUGGGCAUCAGCGACCUCAUGAUCCAACGCAACUGCUCCAAGGAUGGGCCUACCUCAUCCACCCACCCCGAGACAGCCCCCGAGUCCUGCAACUACCACAGCCGCCACCAUGGGAGCGGCAGAGAGUUCCGGGCAGGGGACCCAGGGCAGCCCACCUACCUCUUCUGUGGCCUGUUCGGGGACCCCCACCUCAGGACCUUCAAGGACCAAUUCCAGACCUGCAAGGUGGAGGGAGCCUGGCCCCUGAUAGAUAACAACUACUUGUCUGUGCAAGUCACAAACGUGCCUGUUGUGCCAGGCUCCACUGCUACAGCAACUAAUAAGAUAACAAUUAUCUUCAAACCUUACCAAGAGUGCACAGAGCAGAAGGUGUACCAGGCGGUGACGGACGACCUCCCUGCUGCCUUCGUAGAUGGCACCACCAGCGGGGGCAACGGCGACACCAAGAGCCUGCGGAUUGUAGAGAAGGAAGCUGGGCAGCACGCAGAAAUCCAUGCCCGCUACAUCGGAGCCUCUGUCAUCGUGAGGCAGGUGGGCCGCUACUUGACCCUGGCUGUGCGCAUGCCAGAGGAGCUGGCCUUGGCCUACGAUGAGACCCAGGACCUGCAGCUCUGCAUGAACGGCUGUCCUAUGGCGGAGCGCAUUGACGAGGAUGGGUACCUCCCUCUGCCAGUCCUGGGGCUGCACCACCCCAACCACCAACACCAACACCAACACCACCGACAGCAGCAGCCACACAAUAUCCCCCAGCAUCCACGUGGGAGCUUCUCUCUGGGAAGUGCCACAGCCAAGUGUCGGGAGAAACUCAAAGUGAAGGACAUCUACUUCCACUCCUGUGUCUUUGACCUCCUCACCACUGGGGAUGCCAACUUCACUUUUGCCGCCUAUAGCGCCCUGCAGGAUCUGGAGGCGCUGCACCCACAGAGAGAACGCUGGCACAUUUUUCCCAACCAGACAAACGGAGGACCUUGUUCCUUUCUCCACACUCCUGUCUUCAGACUUGGACUCCUUUGCUUUAUCGUUGUGUUGUUUUUGUAGUUGUUGUUGUCUAUAAACAAAAAAAUAUAUAUAUAUUGUCAUAAUAUAUUGAGGAAGAA
Polyodon spathula (Mississippi paddlefish) is the source of this 1788-nucleotide messenger RNA. Its product is annotated as RGM domain family member B-like. Lineage: Eukaryota; Metazoa; Chordata; Actinopteri; Acipenseriformes; Polyodontidae. Gene Ontology annotation, molecular function: coreceptor activity. Gene Ontology annotation, biological process: BMP signaling pathway. The coding region runs from base 386 to 1729 and encodes 447 amino acids. The record is from RefSeq and is a predicted model, not a curated record. The transcript is spliced from 3 exons. Gene Ontology annotation, cellular component: plasma membrane.